AUGGCUUCAUCUUCCGAGGAAGGUCCCCAGCUUAGUGAGCUUUCUCGAGCACUCGACGCCAUGGCAGCUACACGCCGCGGCAUCAAGGCCAAGAACAUUGGCCUUUUGGACCUUAUCAAAGGAAUCAACAAUGACCAUGAAAACAGCCCAUUCUCCGGCCCAUCAUCCGCAAAGCCUUCCAACAGUGAAGCCAAAACGCACGAUGAUUUGCUUGAGAUGGGACUAGUCAUCGUAAAGAGUCGUCAGACUCAAAAUGAUGGACCGGCUCCCAGCCCUGCUCUCCCACCUCUUGAAAGUAACCCUGCCCCAGUAUUCCGUCGCGACAUCGCGUCAGUCCGCCUCUACGAAGAAGAGGCGGGUGGUGAAAAGAUUGCCUUCGAACUUAUCGAGGCCAAUCCAUCCCCUUCCGUGAAUCCUGCAGGAAAAAACCAGAAGAUUCGAUAUCUCAAUGUCGUGAGAGAUAUCAUGGACUUCCAUGAGUUCAAGGAGAUUGCUGUGAAGAAUGGCCACUUGGUCUCAAACCCUGACGAGCAGCUGGCCGUUCAGACGGUCCUCCAGUCAGUGGAGGACAAAAUGUUCGAGAAAAACAACAACACCUGGUUUAUGAAGCCAGGUACCUUGCUCCGUUGUGAUGUUGAUCACAAUGGAACUUUCAUCGCGUCUGCGACCUUUAUGUCGAUCCCUUGUGUUCACUCUGAUUCCCUCCACGAAUCUCCUGAUGUCGUAGAUCGCGACGGGGUCUGCAUGCCACGCCCCCUUGAUGAAAUUACCCAUCUCCACGACAGUGAGCUGGGAAGUGAGCUGUCCCAGAUGGAUGAGGUUCUUUCGGUUGGUGAAACUUGGAUGAUCACUGUCAAUGAUAUCGGGAUUCUUACUUAUGGCCGGAAGCCGUGCCAAGAUUCGCUGUUCAACAACAUCGAAAUCAAGGAAUUCGAGGCAAGCAGCCGUGACAAGCGCAUGAUCCAAGUCACUGAACUGAACGGGCUACAAUUCCAGAUCCCCAUCACACAUUGCGCGACCCUCAUGGUAAUGCAAAGUGCUUUGCAAUAUCAGCUGGAGGAAAUGAAGCCUGAUACUGAUUCCAACGAUUUCGCCGUUGCUUCAGAAGCCUCUGAGGAGUUCACCGUCUUUGGAAUGGCCGGAGAGCGGAUGACAUCCUGGGUCUGGUCCCGUCUGGUGCAUGGGCAGUCACCUGUUCUUCAUGUGAAGCUGGAGCCAAAGGCACCGGAUUCCGAUUCCGGUGACGGCAUUUUCCCUUCUUUCAACAGCCCUGUGCGAGGAGGCAGUCGAGUCAGAGACCACACCGAGGAAUGGGUCCGCGAGCAGACUCAGGAAAUGCAGAAUGAGCGUGCCUCGCAGAGUAUUGGAUCGUCUUUUGAAGAUGUCGAUUUCGCUCGUAUUGCUAGAAGCAUCGAUGAAGACCAACACGAAGAUGGAGAGCUUCGCAAUUGGGACCUAGAUGCAGCCUCUCCUCCCAUUUUCGCCUGGGGCUCAACCAAUGAGAACACGAAUCCAGUCAACGAAGAAAAUGACAUGAGAAACAGCAUCGAAGCCCGUCUGCUUAGAGCUGAGAUCUAUCUCGGACAGUUCUUCCCCAAAGACUUGCCUCAACAGGAAGCCUGGGUCCUUAGUGGCGGCACCAGCAGCGCCGAAUGUACUUUGGAGAUGUUCAAAGAAAAAGUACACGAAAUCAUGGACCAGCUCUCAAAUGCCAACGGCCAGAAUAAGGGACGGUUCCUAGAGCAGAAGACGCUCGUCGACUAUCAUGAUCUCUGCAAGGCUGCGAUCCGCUUCCUCGAGGCGUUCGUUCCCAAGGACUUUUCCUCUCCGGGCCUCCACAAGCUGUUUGGUGUCCUUUACAAAGGGUUCAAGCCCCCCGAGAUUCGUUCAAAGGCCCAAAUCCCUACAAAGUGGGUUAUCCUUUCUCGGCCAGGACCCGGCAACGCAAUCGGUGCCAGGAACCGAUUUGGAUCUAUUUGUUAUGAUUGCCUUGAUGAGACCAUCUACAAUGGCCUUGAUGAGGCGUUCUACCAUCUCGGCGAACAGCACUAUGCGGAACUUCCCCCAGGGGAGAGACUUGAACGACAUGUCACCCAGCUCUCAAUUGCCGCGGAGGAGAAGUACAAGCACUGGACCGCCAAGAUCGUCAAGGCGGCCCGAGAACAGAUGGAGAACAUCGCGCAGGCAGCCGGUGAAAUCCAAGAUGCCGCGGCCUACGCUGAUCAGUUUCACCACCCGGCCUGGGUGAUCCUCUCUCCCCUUCUCGAAGCAUUCGAGUUGACCGCCUCAUUCGUGCUUGCACUCUCCCACACCCUGGACGAGACAUCCAACUUCUUUGAGUCUACCGUGUAUGAGGAUGAGACGAAUAGUAUGAUUCUUGACGAGAAUGCCCUCAAUCUAGUCACGGUGGUGGACAGAUGCGGUGACAAGGCCGAGAAGAGCCUCAGAAACGUACAGCGACCACUCGCCUCCUUGACUCAUGCGGUCCAAGCUGAGGAUCUUGUGAAGUUGUUUGUUCCCGUUGGAUUCCACGAAUUGGCCACCCAGAUGGCGUGCAACUUGCUGGCUGGUCCGGUUCAUGUCAACCCCGACGCUAUCGAGCCUUACCAGACAGUCAAGGAGUGGCAGCAGCAGCUGCUCGGCAAAAUGCGUCUCGUCCUUUCGAGGAACGCGUACAAUGCGCACGCAAACUACGCACAGGCGCAGGCAUUCCGAAUCCAGGAAUACAUUCUCGACCAGGCAGAGAAGAAGCUGCAGGAUCAGCCGAAGAUAAUCGCAUCCAGUCCCGAGGAUGCCAUUGAGCUUCGCGGCGAGACCACGGAGCUUGUCGACAUCACGGACAAUGAGAACAAGAUCAGCUUCGAGAUUACUUUUGGAAUCAUCUACGGCAUCUUCUUGCUUGGUAACUUUACCAUGUAUGAGCUUAGCAUGCGUCGGCUGAACGAUGUGCACUUCACCGACCAGAUCAUGCCCCCCGGGGUGACGGCUGCGAUCUUGGCCUUCUUCGAGACCGCUUCUCUGUUCCUGAUGGCCAUUGCUCUGCCCUGGUACGCCAUGAAAUGGUACAUGCAUUGA
This is a messenger RNA of Clonostachys solani, 3075 nucleotides long. The record is from the annotation of a GenBank genome assembly. NCBI's taxonomy places the organism in Eukaryota, Fungi, Ascomycota, Sordariomycetes, Hypocreales, Bionectriaceae.